AGUUAGUUUAAGUUAGAAUGUGAGUAUGUGUUUGCUUGUGUGUAGUUAGCCUGCUAGCUGGCGGUGUCUGUACGCGUAGAUUACAACACUGAGCCCGCCGCUUCAGGUAGGGCAUUUGUAGGAAGAUGGCGACGGACAAACCUAAACAUGAAGGCAGGGUGAAAAUAGGACAUUAUAUUCUCGGAGACACGCUAGGAGUAGGAACAUUUGGGAAAGUUAAAGUGGGUCAGCAUGAGCUGACAAAGCACCAAGUAGCUGUAAAGAUCCUCAACAGGCAGAAGAUCCGCAGCCUGGAUGUUGUAGGCAAAAUUCGUCGCGAGAUCCAGAACCUCAAGCUCUUCCGGCACCCACAUAUAAUUAAACUAUAUCAGGUGAUUUGCACACCGACAGACAUAUUUAUGGUUAUGGAAUAUGUAUCUGGGGGAGAGCUUUUUGACUACAUCUGCAAAAAUGGAAAGCUGGAUGAGAAGGAGAGCCGGCGUCUGUUCCAGCAGAUCAUCUCGGCUGUGGACUACUGUCACAGACACAUGGUGGUGCACCGGGACCUCAAGCCUGAGAAUGUCUUGCUGGAUGCUCACAUGAACGCCAAGAUCGCUGACUUUGGACUGUCGAAUAUGAUGUCAGACGGCGAGUUUCUGCGGACAAGUUGUGGCUCCCCUAAUUAUGCGGCUCCUGAAGUCAUCUCGGGCAGGCUGUAUGCAGGACCUGAGGUGGACAUCUGGAGUAGUGGGGUGAUCCUGUAUGCGUUGCUGUGUGGGACGCUGCCCUUCGAUGACGACCAUGUGCCGACACUCUUCAAGAAGAUCUGUGAUGGCAUCUUCUUCACGCCACAGUACCUGAACCCGGCCGUGAUCAGCCUCCUCAAACACAUGCUGCAGGUGGACCCCAUGAAGAGAGCCACCAUUAAAGAGAUCCGGCAAGAUGAGUGGUUUAAGGAGGACCUUCCAAAAUAUCUGUUCCCAGAGGAUGCUUCUUACAGCACCACAAUGAUUGAUGAAGAAGCAUUGAAGGAGGUGUGUGAGAAGUUUGAAUGCACUGAAGAGGAGGUGCUGAACUGCCUUUACAGCCAUAAUCACCAGGACCCAUUAGCUGUAGCCUACCACCUGAUCAUAGACAACCGACGCAUAAUGAGCGAGGCCAGAGACUUCUACCUGGCCACCAGCCCCCCUGACACCUUCCUGGAUGACCUGCCGGCGCACCACGCUAUUAGACCUCACCCGGAGCGCGUGCCCUUCCUGGUGGCAGAGGCUCAGCCACGGCCCCGCCACACCCUCGACGAGCUCAACCCACAGAAGUCCAAGCAUCUGGGCGUGCGACGUGCCAAGUGGCACCUGGGCAUCCGCAGCCAGAGCAGGCCCAACGACAUCAUGAGCGAGGUGUGUCGUGCCAUGAAGCAGCUGGACUAUGAGUGGAAGGUGGUUAACCCCUAUUACCUGCGAGUGCGGAGGAAGAACCCAGUGACGGGCAUGCAGACCAAGAUGAGUCUGCAGCUCUACCAGGUGGACAGCAGGACCUACCUUCUUGACUUCCGGAGCAUAGACGAUGAUGUCGUGGAGACAAAGUCCGGCACCGCCACCCCUCACCGCUCUGGCUCUGUGGGGAACUACCGGACUGCCCUAAAGAAUGACAAGAAUGAGCGGUCUGAGGGUGAGGACGGGGUAAAGGGUGAAGGCUCGGCGCCCUCCACACCGCCAGUGCCAGGUGGCAGGCACGGCGACAGCUCCCUGGCGUCCUCACUCACCUCCUCUGUGGACUCGACGGUGGGGGAGUCUUGCCCGCCCCGGCCAGGCAGCCACACCAUCGAGUUCUUCGAGAUGUGCGCCAACCUCAUCAAACUGCUGGCACGAUAACUCCCAGCUCCUCUGGCACCUUGCCUCUCUCUCUCUCUCUCUCCCUCUUCCCCACUCUCUCACCCCCCUACCUCCCCUUUGUAGUGUCUUGUACCUCUGACACAGCCGUUUCCCUCCAUUUUACUGUCUCACUCUCCUUUUCUCUCUCUGUCUCUCUCACCCUCUUUCUCAGAGUGUCUUUAGAGCAAUAAGCAUGCCAACAGAAGACUCAAGGCGCCAUGCAUCCCACGCACGUGAGCAAGCUAACUGUCCUGUGGCACUGUGAUGGUCAGUUUUUCUGCUCAUUUGAUUGGUCGGUGGGGAGGUUGAAGGGUGAGAUUUGGCACGAGAGUGUGAUUGGGUUGGUUUUCAUGCCACAGGCAAGAAGGGCAAACAAUUGCUAAGCCACUUUAUAGAAACAAUAAUCUUUUAGAGAUGGUUUUACAAUUCUUUAUUGAUGGGUUUAACAGCCCCUGGGUUCCUAACCGAGAGUAAGGCAAGGCAGUGUCUGCUUUUCAAUGUUGGAGUUAAACACUGAGCUAGCUGUACUGUACACAGUGGCACCAUGAUGAGGGGGUGAAUGAGGCAGAAAGCAUGUUUGCACAGGUUUUUCUUCACAUUUCUGCUGGCCAACAUUAAAAUAAGCAAGCAAUUACAGACAGAGGCCAUGCUAAUGGGAGGGGCUAACUCAAUGAGCUGGCAUCUCAAAAAGGAAUGAGUGGGCCAAUCUGAGGAAGUGCAAUGACCCUGCCUCAGCCAUUUGAUACGUUUUCAUAGUGGGUUUUUUCUGUUUUUGUUUUGUUUUUUUAAAUUACAACAUUCACUGAUUUUUAAAAAAAACAACAACUAGGUUCUAAUGUUUUCUCCGAUGUAAUAUGCUAGCAUUUCUUUCCAUUGCUCACAAUUUUACAUAUAUAAAUAUAAGUAUAUACAGAAUAAAAAUACAUUUGGAUAUAUUUAUCAGUUCUUUAAAUGCGACGGUAGUUUAUAUUGAAAUAAUGAUUAAUGGACUGAGAUUUUUUAAGUGGUGUUGAUUAUUUUGCUGUAUGUUUUAUUCACACAUUGCUCUCCAUUUUUUUUUGUAACAUUGCAUUUCUUUUACAAAAGCGUUACAAAAACAAUUAUGCUUUAAAAAUAAUUGCAAGAGAGAUUGACUGAAUUCAGCUUGUGUUCACUUUCUGACAAAAGGCCCUGAAGACCAAAAUAUGUCUUAAAGAGGUAAACUGAUAGAAUUGUGUUCUGUGAUAGAACUGAAUGGACUUUCAUUUUUGUGAUGUAACUGCUGUGAAGUGCUGUUUAAAGUAUUAGCACUGAAUUGAAAUCAAGACACCCAUCAGUUAUUUUAAUCAUUUCUGUAAACGAUAUGUCUCCCCAGGGAGUGGCAGUGAUAAGUGAACAAUAGAUGCCCUUAAAGAUUGAAUUUUGUGUAUGUGGGUGACCUUACAGGAGAAUGUGCCCCAGAUGUUUAAAUUCAAUUUGAUUUUAAAAAUUUUGCGUCUAAUAUAUGGUUUCGGUUAACUGGCUCAAAUUCAGAAAGUACUAAUGUCCUUUUAAAUGUCCUGUUGGCAAAAGUCUGGGUUUCCCUUGGUGGUCAUAUACUGUCAGAACAAAAGUUGUCAUUGCAAAAGUUAGCUAAUCGUACCUGCUUGGACUAAAGAAAAGUUCUGUAUUUACUUGAUCAUGACUGUGAAUGCUUUUUUCAUUUUCUUUUUUCAUUGAAAUUGAAAGGGCAUUCCAUCUUUAUCUGAAUUCUGAAUGUCCUAAUAAGAAAUGCAUUUCUAUUAAAAUAUUAAGCUUGGACCUAGGGAUGGGCAAUGCACCAACCAGCCAACAACGCACACAUACAGAAAUGUCAUUCAUGCCGAAAAGUCUUUAUGUUUCGCUUUAGUUACUGACGUGGUAGUCUAUAAAGCACAAAAAAGACACUUGCAGUUUUCCCCUAGACUGUUAUAGCCUAUUCAAACAGCCCUACCUGAUAUACAAAAUAAUACAACACCAUAUGGACCAGCAGUUUUGGCCACCCAUUACUACUACCUGAAGAGUUGGCAUGAAAUGCAAUGCAUUCAAAGCCUGAUAUAAAAUGAUAGUAAUUAAAUGCAAUUAAAUGUGUUUAGCAGGUCAAAGAAAAAGUAUUCUAGUCUCUCCUGUUAACAUCUCACAAGGUUCACUUAAAACGUCUUAAAUUCUGUGUAGUUACUCAAGCAUUGCAUAAGCUUAAAGGGAAUUUUAACUCAAAUAACCCCUUGUUUUUUUUAAAUUAAGUAUUUGGAUUGUAUUAACCAUGGGAAAUCUUAUGUUUAAUUAGAAAAUGAACAGGGACCCAUAAUUUGUCAGUGACCUGAAAGAGGGCAUUUUGUCAACUCCAAUCUUAUGGUUUAUGAGGCUACAGUGGUACUGUUUAACAGCACUUUCUAUAUGAGUGCACGAUUGACACCAAGGAUCUUAGAUGUUAGCUGUUCUUACCAUCAAACUAAUUUACAAGUCAUUGCACAUGUUUGUCUUGUUCAAACAAAGAAAACUCAUUAAAUUGUGCGGUCCAUAUGACAGACCAUGAGAUGUGAUGACUUUUUUGAAAAUACUUUCCCCCAUGCAUUUAUCAUUGAAUUCAUAUCUCCAACAAACUUUCCCACCAAAUUGCUGUUAAAUUGUAGCUUUUGCACUGAAAAUCAGUGGUGAUAAACCCAAGGAGGCCUCUGACCAAAGACAUAAAUUGAGAAUUAUGACACGCACCAUUAUGAUGAUGAGGAUGAUGAUUAUUUGAUGAUGAUUUUUAACAUCAUAGUCUUUAGGUCUUUGUUUUUGCAAAGGGAAAAUCAUUAAACUGGCGGUGUGUUGGCUAAAGAAGUGACCGGCUUGGUGUCUAUCUGUAUGGCCUGUGGUCCCUGAUGUAGCACAUUUCUAUCACCUCCCUCAGGUGGAGAAUGUUAAGUGUCUGUGUCUUAACUGCUUCAGCAAAACCUUGUUGAAAAUAUAAGUUUGUGAAAGGGACCCAGUUUUCGAGGUUGGCUAAUGUCAAUUUCCUGAUCGUGUUUAAACGUUUUACACACAAAUGCCUAAUAAACUGCUAAGUGGCACUGA
Messenger RNA from Electrophorus electricus (electric eel), 4907 nucleotides. It is a transcript of the gene prkaa1, whose product is annotated as protein kinase, AMP-activated, alpha 1 catalytic subunit. NCBI's taxonomy places the organism in Eukaryota, Metazoa, Chordata, Actinopteri, Gymnotiformes, Gymnotidae. Gene Ontology annotation, biological process: intracellular signal transduction; protein phosphorylation. Gene Ontology annotation, cellular component: cytoplasm. Gene Ontology annotation, molecular function: ATP binding; protein serine/threonine kinase activity. The record is from RefSeq and is a predicted model, not a curated record.